UAGUGUCCACUGCCUUUAAGCAAAUUUUUUGCUUAAGCAGCUCUAUGAAAUUGGCCCAGGUCCACGCCUGUGACAAUUUAAACCCAUCAAGGAAGAUUCCAAUUCUUGCGAUCAUUGUGAGAUCAUGGGCGUGCACUGAAUACAGUAGAAAAUAGAGAUUUAGGUUGAAUCGGAGAGACCAGCUGUUACUAAACUGCCAUGUAUUUUGAUCUAAUUGGGAGAAGAAAAAAAAUGACCCAUUAUUUGACCCAUAAGAACCCCAGCCAUGCAGCAUCAAGAAAUCAUGCAGGUAGAAUCAAGCAAUAUGGCACCACAUCCAUUGGGCAACGGGGCAUUAUUAGCACCACAUCCAUAUGGGCAACGGGUGUUUACCAAGUGUAUUUGCAUUAUUCCUCGAUGUUUUAAUCAAUUCACACCCAUGGAAGCACGAAAUAAAACAUUGUUGGAAACAAAAUGCUGUACACACCUCUGUGUCAGUUGUUCUGUAUAAAAACUCUCUAAACACUGUCAAAGGAGGGCGCACUCGAUACAAACAUUACAACACAACUCGUCGUCACACGUGUGCAUUGCUGCUGGGUGGUGUUUAUUGAAAAAAUGUAAAAGGCAAUCAGUUCGACAAUAUCUGUCACUUUCCCCUAAAAAGAAUCCAUAUUGUUUGAUUCGAUGCUGCAAUAAAAAAAAAUCAAAUAUGCCUAAAGUAAAGAGUGCCAAGAAAUCUCGCGUUCAUGAACAGGUUUUCAAGCAGGGAAUCCAGUUCAGGACGGCCAUCGGUCAGCACAUUCUGAAGAAUCCAUUGAUAGUUGAUUCAAUCAUUGAUAAGGCGGCCUUGCGUCCAACAGACACAGUGCUAGAGGUUGGACCUGGAACUGGAAACAUGACUGUCAAACUCCUGGAGAAGGCCAAAAAGGUAGUAGCUUGUGAGAUUGAUCCAAGACUUGCAGCAGAGCUUCAGAAAAGAGUCCAAGGAACGCAUGUAGCGAGCAAACUUCACAUGAUCAUCGGUGACGUCUUGAAGUCAGAUCUACCUUUCUUUGAUGCGUGUGUUGCUAAUCUUCCUUAUCAAAUCUCAUCUCCUUUUGUCUUCAAACUCCUUCUCCAUAGACCCUUCUUUAGGUGUGCAGUGUUAAUGUUUCAGCAGGAAUUUGCUCAGCGAUUAGUUGCCAAGCCAGGGGACAAGUUGUACUGCAGGCUUUCUAUUAAUACACAGCUAUUGGCUCGAGUUGACCAUCUUAUGAAGGUUGGAAAGAAUAAUUUCAGACCACCCCCAAAGGUUGAGUCCAGUGUUGUUCGCAUCGAGCCACGGAAUCCUCCCCCUCCUGUCAACUUUCAGGAAUGGGAUGGUCUCGUUAGAAUAGCCUUUGUUAGGAAGAACAAGACAUUGAAUGCUUCUUUCAAGACCAGAUCUGUUAUGGAAAUGCUUGAAAAAAACUACAGAAUUCACUGCUCUGUCAAAAAUAUUCCCAUACCCUCUGAUUUUGACAUCAAAGUACGAAUUCAGCAAAUUUUGGAAAGCAACGAUUUUGACAAGAAGCGAGCCCGUACCAUGGACAUUGAUGACUUCCUUCGAUUACUGAACUGUUUUAAUUUGGAAGGCAUUCACUUCUCUUGAAGAAACUAACACAGAAUUGUUUAUUUGUGGAAAACUCAUCAAUUAAAAAUAAUGAAGCUGUUACUACUGAGGUUGUCUUUAUCUAGCUCCCCGACUAUGUUGAACGAGUGUUAACUAAAGUGGGAACAGGCUAUCUUGACUUUGAGCUUGUUUGAUCAAUGGACGUAAAAUAUAAUGGGUAAGAAUUGAUGUUAACAAAACAGUCUGCAACCAGGAUCCAAGUAAUGGGCGGUAAUUUUAAAUGAUGGCAUUUCCAGAUUUUGAUAUCCCCUGGAGUCAAAGAUUUCAUGGAGCUUUUGGGAACAGUCUCCUCAUAAUUCUAAUUGUAUACAAAGAUAAUAAUGAAUUCUUUUGUUGCCUAGCAGAUAUAAGAAAACUCUAAAUUUAUGUGGUAAUAAACUACAAGGCAAACUGACUGGUUAAGUUUUUAAAUAGUUUGGGUUUGAACAAAGAUAAAUUUACUCAAAUGGGCAAAGUGACUGGUUAAGUUUUUAAAUAGUUUGGGUUUGAACAAAGACAAAAUAAUUACUCAAAUGGGCAAACUGACUGGUUAAGUUUUAAACAGUUUGGGUUUGAACAAAGACAAAUUAAUUACUCAAAUGGGAAACUGACUGGUUAAGUUUUUAAAUAGUUUGGGUUUGAACAAAGACAAAUUAAUUACUCAAAUGGGCAAACUGACUGGUUAAGUUUUUAAAUAGUUUGGGUUUGAACAAAGACAAAUUAAUUACUCAAAUGGGCAAACUGACUGGUCAAGUUUUUAAAUAGUUUGGGUUUGAACAAAGACAAAUUUACUCAAAUGGGCAAACUGACUGGUUAAGUUUUUAAAUAGUUUGGGUUUGAACAAAGACAAAUUAAUUACUCAAAUGGGCAAACUGACUGGUUAAGUUUUUAAAUAGUUUGGGUUUGAACAAAGACAAAUUUACUCAAAUGGGCAAACUGACUGGUUAAGUUUUUAAAUAGUUUGGGUUUGAACAAAGACAAAUUAAUUACUCAAAUGGGCAAACUGACUGGUUAAGUUUUUAAAUAGUUUGGGUUUGAACAAAGACAAAUUUACUUGGAUGGGAUUUGAACUAACAACCUCCGGAUUACCGUACCGUCACUCUACCAAGAACUGAGCUAUCCAGCCUUAUAUUCACUCUACCAACUGAGCUAUCCAGCCUUAUAUUCACUCUACCAACUGAGCUAUCCAGCCUUAUGUUGCAAUCUGUGUUCGGGUUCCAGUCACAAAGACAAAGACAUUUCUCACCUCUGAAAAUCAUGUCUAGGAAGGAGUAAAGGGGUUAAGAAAGCUCUGGCUGUUUACAGAUCACGGGGACGCAAGUAAGUUACAUUCAAUACAAACAUCACAAUUUAUAUUUGUCAUUUUAUUACCAACUGUACAGAUAGAGUAGCAUUUGUUGAAAUAAACUUCUUCAAUGUUUGUUAAUACAAAAAAAACUAUGGUUCAUUUUUGUCUUGAUGUUUGGACUAACCUUACUAAAACAGGAUUUAUAUUUCUACAAAAUCUAGAUCUUGCACUUAUGCUAUGAUAUUAGAUAAUAUGCAACCUACUACUUGAUCUUGUUUGUAUUUAUUCCUUAUUUGCCAUAAUUUCGGAGUCUCUGUAAAACAUUCCCCUGAAAUUUGUAAUGGCCAAAAGAAAACAUUUUGAACUUGAAACAAGUUAGGUAAUUUCAAAAUAAACUCAUAAUCAUAAUACAGUAUACAUGUAUGUUGAUUAUUAAUCAAUUGUAAACAUGUCAUAUUUAACGUCUAUCAAGAUAAAAUUCAUAAAUUAAAGCUAACAUGUUAUUGACACUCUCUCUGCCUAGGCACUGAAGUACAUACACCCUAAAACUACAAAGGAAAAAUAAAUAUUUCAUUAAAUUAUCUUUCAAAUCUUUCAAAUAAUUAACAUACAACAAAAUAAUAAAAAAU
Messenger RNA from Asterias rubens (European starfish), 3526 nucleotides. Its product is annotated as probable dimethyladenosine transferase. The transcript has 10 exons. The record is from RefSeq and is a predicted model, not a curated record. Gene Ontology annotation, molecular function: rRNA (adenine-N6,N6-)-dimethyltransferase activity. Gene Ontology annotation, cellular component: mitochondrial matrix. Bases 689 to 1609 code for a protein of 306 amino acids. Lineage: Eukaryota; Metazoa; Echinodermata; Asteroidea; Forcipulatida; Asteriidae. Gene Ontology annotation, biological process: rRNA methylation.